AUGACUGAUGACCGUCAGUACACCAAGGCGAGCAAAAUAAUUUUCACAUUUUUUCAGUUCAAGGACUUCCUACUAUCCUACAAUAAGCUGUCAGAAAUUUGCUUUGCUGACUGCGUAUGGGACUUCACAACAAGAAGCGUAAAGAAUCAGGAAGAUAAAUGUGUUAUCAAUUGUGCUGAGAAGUACAUGAAAAUGAAUCAACGAAUUCACAACGCUUUCACGAGUUCAAAUGGUGGCUAACGAGAAUAUGAUGAAGAAUUCUUAAUUGAUUCCAGUACAUUAUUCAAAAAUAUUUCAACAAUCAAGUUUUGUAAAUAAUAGCUGUUUAAUGUGUAAAAGUAAGUAGUGUAUUAGUGUUUGAAUGAGAUAAACGUUGUUGAAUGGAGAAUAAAUAGCUUUUGUUGUUUUAAAUCGGCUUAAA
Nilaparvata lugens (brown planthopper) is the source of this 421-nucleotide messenger RNA. Its product is annotated as mitochondrial import inner membrane translocase subunit Tim9-like. NCBI's taxonomy places the organism in Eukaryota, Metazoa, Arthropoda, Insecta, Hemiptera, Delphacidae. The record is from RefSeq and is a predicted model, not a curated record. The coding region runs from base 1 to 240 and encodes 79 amino acids. The transcript is spliced from 3 exons.